GCAACAUCACUUCAUCACCUCCGAACCAAGUACAGGUCAUUUCAACAUCUGCACUCAGGUCGUUAUAGACAGGAGCAAGGAUAGACAACGGACGACCAGUUUACUUACACCUCUCCUCUUUUCGAUCCCUGUGACCCCGUGGGCUCCCCGUCCAGCCAGAUGGCUUCGGAUGACGCCCUACCUACGCUCAAGAUCCUAUUGAUCGGGCCAUCAGGUGCUGGAAAGUCGGCAUUACUCAUGCGAUAUUGUGAUGAUGAAUUCGAUCCUGACACGGCCGCUGCGACGAUUGGUAUCGACUUCAAGAUCAAAAGACUUGCGGUCCGCGGCAAGCCAUAUCGGUUAACUCUGUUUGAUACGGCCGGACAAGAAAGAUUCCGAACCCUCUCAACCAGCUUCUACCGUGGUGCCCAUGGCGUUAUUCUUGUCUACGACAUUUCCAACAGAGCAAGUUUUAUAUCCAUGGAACGAUGGUUUGACGAAGCCAAAGCUAAUACCGUAGAGGACGUUGCUCUGUACCUGGUCGGAGCAAAACUUGACAAAGCAGCUCGCAGCCGGGAGGUCACAUCCGAGGAAGGCCUAGCACUAGCGGAACAACACGGCGCCAGCUUUUGCGAGGCAAGUUCCAAGACCAGUGAGAACGUCCGCCGCCCCUUUGUGGAAAUCGUAAACCAGAUCGUGCAGACGCCAGGUCUGCUCACCAACGCCACGGCAAAACGGCGAUCCGGGACGGUCGUGGUUGACAGCACCACCAACAACGGCUACUUCUCCCUUCCGACUUGUUCGUGCUAG
This is a messenger RNA of Neurospora tetrasperma FGSC 2508, 789 nucleotides long. RefSeq lists its product as uncharacterized. Lineage: Eukaryota; Fungi; Ascomycota; Sordariomycetes; Sordariales; Sordariaceae. Gene Ontology annotation, molecular function: GTPase activity; GTP binding. The record is from RefSeq and is a predicted model, not a curated record. The transcript is spliced from 5 exons. Bases 160 to 789 code for a protein of 209 amino acids.